AUGGCCGAUGUUUUGGUGCCCAGCAAUGUACAUGUUCCAAUCAUCGUUACUGCCUGUGCCGAAGAAAUUGAGCGCAGAGGUCUGACAGAGGAGGGCAUCUACCGGAUCACCGGAAGCUUAUCCUCGGUGAAUUACCUCAAGGAGCAGUUUAAUCGAGACUUGGACACGGCCGUAAAGCACGUGGCUGACUACGACGUCAACGUCUUAUCAAGCAUCCUGAAAUCAUUCUUCCGUGAGCUGCCAGAACCCCUAAUAAAAUGGGAGGAAUUCAUAGCUUUUUUUAAUGCACUAGAGAUUGAGGACGACGACGAGAGAAUCAGCAUGUUGAACCAUACGCUCGUGUCUCUGCCGAAACCACGACGGGAUACAUUUCAGUACUUGCUGUGUCAUUUGGUUCGUGUCAGCGAAUAUGAAUCAUCCAAUAAGAUGAGCUUGAACAACUUGGCAAUGAUAUGGGCAAUGACGUUGUUCCAGCCGGCUCCCGAGGUGCCGGAAGGCGAAGACGCCACCCUUCUCUUUCAAUUGGAGAAUUGUAUUCCUCUACUUGUCCACGCCUCGAUGUCUCAGCCCGUUUUUGGGCCAGCUAUUCAUAUCGUUAUUAUCUCCGGUUCCAUAGUACUCCUUGAGCCGCUGCAGUUUGUGAAAUUACUUUUAUAA
Messenger RNA from Dibothriocephalus latus, 657 nucleotides. The record is from the annotation of a GenBank genome assembly. NCBI's taxonomy places the organism in Eukaryota, Metazoa, Platyhelminthes, Cestoda, Diphyllobothriidea, Diphyllobothriidae.